AUGCUCUCCAAACUGCCGCCCGAACUGCUGUAUCUCGUUUCUCUCUACCUCAGGACGACUGAUUGCUCCAAUUUAUCCCUGACUUGCUGGAAUAUCUACCAUGCUGUCGUACCAGCGUUGUUUAAAAGCAUUCGCAUCCUCGAUCUAUUUUCCGCAGAGCAUCUCUCGCAUCUGCUCAGGGGAUGCCCCCUUAUCAAGGCUGCCGCGAGGCAUAUCACUCUGGCUCUGUGGGACUCCGACUUCGCUCUUUCGUCCAUCGAAAUCUACAGUCAAAUGUCAUCGUUUCUGAAUCUAACAUCGCUGCGCCUGGAUAUCAAUACGGCGCCACUUCUCUGCUGGAUGGUGCGGCUCGACGGGAUGUUCCUCGCGCUGAACUCUCGGGACGUCGCUCAACUGGAGCUCAAGAUCACUGAUUGGCUCGACGCGCAUAACAAACAGAUGCCAGCUAUCUGGUCCAACGCCCCUGUCCCCUACCACUGUCCCCCGAACCUCGCCGUCCUUCGCAUCACCAUCAUGAUCUCCGUCGGCAACAUGGACUCGAGUAGACGACAGCAUCAGUGGCCGUGGCUCUCGUUCUUCGACACGACCCUCGCAUCGAAGGCUACGCUCACGACUCUGUCGCUGAAUAUCAACCACAACGACGGUGCCUUAACCACGCCUCUCGCCCGGGACCCCCUCUUCAAGAUUUUGAAGCAGCUCAAGCGGCUGGAAAUUCUGCAAGUGCAGCGGAUCGACCGCCCACACGGUUCGCAAGCACAUCUCGACGCGGCCCUGGCCCUGGCGCAGCCAGACGUGUGCCCUGCGCUGCGUCGCAUCGACUGGAACCUCUCCGGACCCACGCACAUGAUCGACAUCGCACGGGAGACGGGCGCGGUGUCUGACACGCUCAAAAGCGAAGUUGCAAGCUCACUGGUGGCGUUUCUCCUUACCGCAAUAUCGCUUCCAUUUUAUAUCCAAAGACUCUGA
Molecule: messenger RNA, 966 nt
Organism: Pleurotus ostreatus (oyster mushroom)
Lineage: Eukaryota; Fungi; Basidiomycota; Agaricomycetes; Agaricales; Pleurotaceae
Exons: 4
Coding region: 1-966 (321 amino acids)
Molecular function (GO): protein binding
Source: RefSeq, a predicted model, not a curated record